Molecule: messenger RNA, 2596 nt
Organism: Camelus dromedarius (Arabian camel)
Lineage: Eukaryota; Metazoa; Chordata; Mammalia; Artiodactyla; Camelidae
Gene: PLAT
Product: plasminogen activator, tissue type
Exons: 14
Coding region: 206-1897 (563 amino acids)
Biological process (GO): plasminogen activation; platelet-derived growth factor receptor signaling pathway; smooth muscle cell migration
Cellular component (GO): extracellular region
Molecular function (GO): serine-type endopeptidase activity
Source: RefSeq, a predicted model, not a curated record
CAUCCUCCGGCUGCAGAGAAGCCCGCCCACCCAGGGCCUCCGACCCCACCCCCUGCCUUGAGAUUUAAAGGAGGCCAGAUCGGUGCGGGGGGACUGGAGCCGAGGUCCUGCAGAGCCCAGGGCUGGAGAGAAAGCCUUUCGGAGGAAGGAGGGAAAGAAAGAAGACGACAGCAGCGGUGGAGAAUUUCACAGACACGCUGAGGACAUGAUGAACGCCACGAGGAGGGGGCUCUUGUGUGUGCUGCUGCUCUGGGGAGCCGUCUUCGCCUCGCCGAGCCAGGAAUCCCACAGGCGGCCCAGGAGAGGAAGCAGAUCCAGAGUGACCUGCAGAGAUGAGAAAACACAGAUGGUAUACCAGCAACACGAGUCGUGGCUGCGGCCCCUGCUCAGGGGCAACCGGGUGGAGCACUGCUGGUGUAACGGGGGCCAGCCCCAGUGCCACUCGGUGCCCGUCAGAAGCUGCAGUGAACCAAGGUGCUUCAAUGGGGGAACGUGUCGUCAGGCCCUCUAUUCCUCAGAGUUCGUCUGCCAGUGCCCUGAAGGGUUUGUUGGGAAGCGCUGUGAAAUCGAUGCCAGUGCCACGUGCUACAAGGACAAGGGUGUCACCUACAGGGGCACGUGGAGCACAGUGGAAAGUGGGGCCGAGUGUGCCAACUGGAACAGCAGCGGGCUGGCCUCGAAGCCCUACAGCGGACGGAGGCCGGACGCCAUCAAGCUGGGCCUGGGAAAUCACAACUACUGCAGAAACCCGGACCAAGACUCAAAGCCCUGGUGCUACGUCUUCAAGGCAGGGAAAUACAUCUCUGAGUUCUGCAGCACGCCCGCCUGCUCCAAGAAGGACGAUGGGGACUGCUACUUUGGAAAAGGGUUGGCGUACCGCGGUACCCGCAGCCUCACCACGUCCGGGGCCUCCUGCCUGCCGUGGAAUUCCAUGAUCCUGAUAGGGAAGGUUUACACGGCGUGGAAGACCAACGCGCAGGCUCUGGGCCUGGGCAAACACAAUCACUGCCGGAAUCCAGACGGGGACACCAAGCCCUGGUGCCAUGUGCUGAAGGACCGCCAGCUGACGUGGGAGUACUGCGACCUGCCCCAGUGCGACACCUGUGGUCUGAGACAGUACAGGCAGCCCCAGUUCCGCAUCAAAGGAGGCCUCUUUGCCGACAUCACCUCCCACCCGUGGCAGGCCGCCAUCUUCGCCAAGCACAGGAGGUCUCCAGGAGAGAGGUUUCUGUGUGGGGGCAUCCUGAUCAGCUCCUGCUGGGUGCUGUCCGCCGCCCACUGCUUCCAGGAGAGGUUCCCUCCCCACCAUCUCAAGGUGGUCUUGGGCAGAACGUACCGGCUGGUCCCUGGAGAGGAGGAGCAGGUGUUUGAAGUAGAAAAAUACAUCGUCCACAAGGAAUUUGAUGACGACAUUUACGACAAUGACAUUGCGCUGCUGCAGCUGAAAUCGGACUCGCUGUCCUGCGCCCAGGAGAGCGACUCCGUCCGCACCGUCUGCCUCCCGGACGCCGACCUGCAGCUGCCCGACUGGACCGAGUGCGAGCUGUCGGGCUACGGCAAGCACGAGGCCUCUUCUCCUUUCUAUUCUGAGCGGCUGAAGGAGGCUCAUGUCAGGCUGUACCCAUCCAGGCGCUGCACAUCACAGUAUUUGUUUAACAGAACCGUCACCAACAACAUGCUAUGUGCUGGAGACACUCGAAGUGGCGGGAACCAAGACAACCUGCAUGACGCCUGCCAGGGCGACUCCGGCGGCCCCCUGGUGUGUAUGAAGGACAACCACAUGACCUUGGUCGGCAUCAUCAGCUGGGGCCUCGGCUGUGGGCAGAAGGACGUUCCAGGCGUGUACACCAAGGUUACUAAUUACCUGGACUGGAUCCGAGACAACACGCGUCCAUGACCAGGAGCCCCCGGGUUCCCUGAAGCACGAGACCCUGCUUCCCCCAGCAACGAAGUCGCACCAAGGCUGCUGCUUCGUCACACGGAUUUCUCCAGCAGCCAGCACACCGCCCGCGUGGGGGAGGGGGAGGGUGGAUUUUCACAGGUUCUUCCCACUUGGAAGUUUUCAGGGCUCAGGUCUCAAAUGUACUUGGUCAGAUGGGAAGACGGUGCCAACCCCUCCGGGGUACCACCAUCCAGGGCCAAGCCCACCUCCUCCUCCGUCAACGUGAGCUGCUUUGGGAAGGGGACCGCACAGAUGGAACCACGUCUCCGCAAAGAUAACUAGAUCUUUUCAGGGAAAAAAGGGCUGCAUUAGGAAUAGAAGGUCUAUUUAUGGUCACCAGGGAGCCCAGCAGGGACCUCCUAAUAAGGGCUGGGCUGGCUGGCCAGAUCAUGCUUCUUAAAUCUAGUCUCUAAAUCAAAUGUCGGGCUUUCCCUCGCUCCAGCUCCAGCUCUUGGAAGGAAAUCCGGUUGUGUACAGUGUAGUUCUUUUGUUUCUUUUCAUAAGCCUCUUAAUAGAACAGGAGAUGUGUAUCAUUUUAAUAACUGAUAAAGUAGGCCCUACAUCAAUCCAUCUUUGUUUUUCCUGUUGCCACAACCUGUGUGAUACUGUACUGGGAUAAUAAAUUCGGAUAUAUUUUUCACAUAUUUUCCCAAA